Molecule: messenger RNA, 1727 nt
Organism: Camelina sativa (false flax)
Lineage: Eukaryota; Viridiplantae; Streptophyta; Magnoliopsida; Brassicales; Brassicaceae
Source: RefSeq, a predicted model, not a curated record
GAAAUGUAUUUAAUUUUCUUGCUUUCAAGACCACAAAGUAACAUAUGGUCCCUCUUCCACACACGACAACACAACUAUACAGACAAAGAAAAAACACAAAGAAUCAAUCAACAAGAAAAUGGACAUCACCCAAAGCCUACUUCUCUCCUUUCUCUUUCUCGUUAUCUCUAUCAAACUCUUGCUCACAAAAUCAAACCGGAACGUUAAUCUUCCUCCUUCUCCGGCUUAUCCUCUACCGGUUAUCGGCCACCUCCACCUCCUCAAGCAACCUGUCCACCGAACAUUCCUCUCCAUCUCCCAGUCCCUUGGAAAUGCUCCUAUCUUCCACCUCCGCCUCGGAAACCGCCUCGUUUACGUCAUCUCUUCACGUUCUAUCGCCGAAGAAUGCUUCACCAAAAACGACAUCGUUCUUGCGAACCGUCCUGAUAUUAUCAUGGCCAAACACGUCGGGUACAACUCCACCAAUAUGAUUGCAGCUCCUUACGGCGACCACUGGAGGAAUCUCCGCCGCGUCGCCGCCGUCAAGAUAUUUUCUUCUCAUAGGAUCAGUACGUUUAUGUCUAUCCGUAAAGACGAGAUCCGACGGCUCAUUACACUUCUCUCUAGAGACUCCUUACACGGAUUUGUUGAAGUAGAGUUGAAAUCAUCAUUAGCCAACUUGGUAUUCAACAACAUCAUCAUGAUGGUAGCAGGGAAGCGAUAUUAUGGUUGCGGUACAGAAAACAACGAUGAAGCAAAGCUCGUGAGGGAACUUAUAUCGGAGAUUUUGACCGGCGCCAGUGCUGGAAAUUUGGCUGAUUAUCUUCCGAUCAUAAAUUGGGUCACAAAGUUUGAGCAACGAACCAUAAGUUUGGGGAAUCGACUCGAUAAGUUUCUGCAAAAAUUGGUUGAUGAGAAACGUGCGGAGAAAGAAAAGGGUCAAACUUUGAUCAAUCACUUGCUUUCUUUCCAAGAAACCCAACCUGAGUAUUACACUGAUGUCAUCAUCAAAGGAAUCAUACUUGCUCUUGUAGUUGCAGGAACAGACACGUCAUCAACAACACUAGAAUGGGCAAUGUCAAAUUUGUUGAACCAUCCUGAGAUACUCAUGAAAGUGAGAGCCGAGAUCGAUGAUAAGAUCGGUUCGGACCGGUUAAUCGAGGAAUCAGACAUUGUGAAUCUUCCUUAUCUGCAAAACACUGUGUCGGAAACGUUACGUUUAUAUCCUGCGGUUCCGCUGCUACUCCCUCAUUUCUCAUCGGAUGAAUGUAAAGUGGCGGCCGGCUAUGAUAUGCCACGCGGCACGAUGUUAUUAACAAACGCAUGGGCUAUGCACAGAGAUCCAGAUUUAUGGGAAGAGCCGGAAAGGUUUAAGCCGGAGAGAUUCGAGAAAGAAGGAGAGGCUCAAAAGCUAAUCCCAUUUGGGAUGGGACGACGAGCUUGUCCUGGAGCCGAGCUUGGGAAGCGGUUAGUAACCCUUGCUCUUGGGAGUUUGAUUCAGUGUUUUGAGUGGGAGAGAGUUGGUGAAGAACUCUUGGACAUGACUGAAGCCGAAGGCAUCACUAUGCCUAAAGCUACUCCGCUGCGAGCUAUGUGCAAGACACGUGUCGUUGUCAGUAAAGUGGUAUAAAUAGAUGUUGUGUUCAAACUUCAAACACGUAAAAUAAAGUCUUUUUACAUCCCACGUGUUGAUUCCUAGAAAUAUGAACGUUGUGAAGAAAUAAAUCAGUCAUCAGUGUUUUGUACUA